AUGUCACAACAAAAGGACCACCUCUCUGACCUCGACCGGCACGUGCACCUUCUUGAGAGCAAGGUAAAUCAGUUGCGCGCGUCUCUGACUCACUGGCAGCAAUGGUAUCUCGAGUAUUCAGCUUUGAAAGAAGAGGUCGAGCAAUUGCCCAAAGACACGCCUCCACAUGAGGGUCUCCGCCGCAUUCGACGUGACUUUGACGGCAAACUGCUCACCAAGAAGGAAGUCAAUGAGAUCCUAGGGAAAAAUGAUCUCAGAGAUCCCGAACACGUCCUCGGCGUCCUCUCGCGGCGCAUGGACUACGUUGAGCAAAACAUAAACUCGUUGACAAAACUUGUCGAGACUCAGGAAAAUAAGCUCGCUGCUGCCAACGUUGUCGCGCAGCCGGACGCCGGCACCGACGAGGAGACUGGUUUGCCCCUCACGGACAUCGUCGAAGAGCUGGACGAGAAUGACAAUGUUGUCAACUUCCGGCUUCAAAGCAGCGGAGACGUGCAGCCGAAGGUCGUCGAAGCUCUCAAGAAGGCAGGGAUCAACGACAUUCCCGAGACUGAGGCAGAUCUGCCCCAAAGUCAGGAGACUCUUGCAAUCAACGCAGACGAAGACCGUGUUGGGAAUGACCAAGGCGUGGGUUCCGCCAAGGAAAGCCCCCCAUACGUUGAACGCCCCAACGUCAAAAAGACGGUCUCCUUUGCCGAAGACACAAAGCCUGGCCAUGACGCCUCCGAAACGCACAAUUCGGGAGCGGCUCAGACCCUCGAGCGGUUGAUGCAAAAGGCCAAGGAGCAGGAAUCGAUGGACAUGUCCUCGGCAGUCAUUCCGGAUAACGAGUCACCAGAAGAAAGGCAGUUACGCCGUGAUAUGCUCGAGUAUAGCAUGUCAGAGAUCGGCCCCGUUGUGGCCGAACUGCAACUGGAAGACAAUUAUUCGGACGAUGACGACUCCGCUUGGGACGACUCAGACGCGGUCGGAGACGAGAAUGAAGAAGACGAUGACGAUUCCGAGGAUGAACUUGGUCGGUCCAAACGCAGUGUCAUCACUCCGGACUACAUCAAGCGCAUGCAGGAGCUUGAGAAGCGUAUGGGGGUCCAGUCCGCCUUUACGGUCGGCCGUUCGGAGACACAGCCAAAGAAGGCUGACCAAGGCAUCGGGCGAAUAGCAAUAGUGGGAAAUUCCAGCUCGCCUGAUGCCCCUCCGACGGCUGCGCCGCGGCAGAAAAAGAGCGUUAGCUUCGCAUCGAAGCUAGAUAUCGCCCCCGAUCUUGUCUCCCAGCCUACCCCAAGUGAGGCGCUGAAAAAGACACAACAGGAGGAGUUUUUCGGGGAUGUUGUGGAGAAGAUCACAGAGGAGGAGUUGCCAGAGGUGCCUGAGGAACCGCCCAAGCGGGUGUCGAGGUUCAAAAAAGAGCGUGCUGGAAGUUCACCUUUGCCCGCGCCUGCAACACCGUACCUUCCUGGUCCGCCCCAGCUUCGCACUGGUCUAGUGCAGACCAUCCCCGCUCCUCCGCCCGAGCCUACACCACCAGAGGACCUAACCUUGGCACCGACUGUCGUGGAGCGACCUGCCGCCUCAGAAGCGGCAGAGCCCGACGAAAUGGACGAUGUGCUUGUCUAUGAAGCAGCAGCAGUUGAGUACAACCGCUUGCGAAACAAGAUGAUCCAGAAGCAAGGCGGCUUUCUGCAGGACGAGGCUCAGGCAGAUGAACUCGGACGCGUCCCUCUUGAUGAGGAAUUAGGCGGGCCGAAGCGGAUGAGCAAGUUCAAAGCGGCUCGGUUGGCCAAGCUGCAAUGA
This is a messenger RNA of Canariomyces notabilis, 1791 nucleotides long. RefSeq lists its product as uncharacterized. The record is from RefSeq and is a predicted model, not a curated record. Gene Ontology annotation, molecular function: chromatin binding; phosphatase inhibitor activity; transcription corepressor activity. Gene Ontology annotation, biological process: negative regulation of phosphatase activity; negative regulation of transcription by RNA polymerase II. The coding region runs from base 1 to 1791 and encodes 596 amino acids. The transcript has a single exon. Lineage: Eukaryota; Fungi; Ascomycota; Sordariomycetes; Sordariales; Chaetomiaceae.